Molecule: messenger RNA, 952 nt
Organism: Brachypodium distachyon (stiff brome)
Lineage: Eukaryota; Viridiplantae; Streptophyta; Magnoliopsida; Poales; Poaceae
Product: protein YLS3
Exons: 3
Coding region: 102-710 (202 amino acids)
Source: RefSeq, a predicted model, not a curated record
AGUUAACAACGAGGCAUCCCAUCCUCUCACAACCAAUUAAUCCACGCUCUCCAGUCUUCUCUUCCCGUCCAGAAAACACACAAAUCUCGAGACAUAUAACCAUGGGUCUCCUCAGGGUGCUGGCCAUGGCCGCGGCCGUGCUGCUGCUGCUCUCGCUGGCGGCGCCGUUGGCGUCCGGGCAGGGGAGCGGCGGCGGUGGCGUGGCGACGUCGUGCACGGCGUCGCUGAUAACGAGCUUCACGCCGUGCCUGGGGUACAUCACCAACAGCAGCAACGGCGGCAGCGGGUCGUCGCCGACGGCGGACUGCUGCCAGUCGCUGGCGUCGGUGGUGAGCGCGAGCACGAGCUGCGCGUGCCUCAUCCUGACCGGCAACGUCCCGCUCGGCCUCCCCAUCAACCGCACCCUCGCCGUCACCCUCCCCAAGGCCUGCAAAUCCAAGGCCGUCCCGCUCCAAUGCAAAGAUACGGCGGCGCAGCUCCCGGCGCCGGGCCCGGUCGCAGUGUCUCCCGCCAUGCCCCCGCUGCCGCCAAUGAAGCCGGAGGCUCCGGAGGCGCCGGCGCCGCCUGCGGGAACCACCGUGACGAUGGCGCCGAGUAGCCAGAGCCAGGGGCAGACGAGGCCGCAGGUGGUGCCCAGCUCAGGAUGGAGGAGCGCCAGUGCUGGCGUGUCCGUGGUGCUCGUAGCCGCCGUUGGAGCCAUGCUGGUUUGAUCAGACUACCUUGAUGGGUUAUUAUUGAGUGGAGCUGCGGAUCGAGAAUAGUGUUGAUCGUGUGUCUUUUGUGAUUGUUUCGUACGUAACCGAGAGUUGAUUUGUACACGGGUACAUAUAGUACUAGUAUGAUUUGUUCGCUAGCUGGUUGUGUAAUUUUACAUUCUUUGGGUUGUGUGCUUGGGGAAAUAAUACAUACAGUACAUGUUUGGACAAUGGAAAACCUGAGUGUUAGUCCUCAA